Molecule: messenger RNA, 4784 nt
Organism: Tetrahymena thermophila SB210
Lineage: Eukaryota; Ciliophora; Oligohymenophorea; Hymenostomatida; Tetrahymenidae
Product: cyclic nucleotide-binding domain protein
Exons: 5
Source: RefSeq, a predicted model, not a curated record
AAAAAACUAAAUGUUUAUUUAAACAAAUAUGCUUUUAGAUAAUAGAAAUUCUGAUUUUUUUAAAAUUAAGCAUGAUGAGAAUUCAUCAAACUCGAUUUAAAUCACGAAUGUGAGAUCUUAAAAGACAGAUAUAAAGCUAUAGUAGAACUAAGAGUAAGAUUAAUAGUAGGAAACCAGAAAAAGCAAGUUAAUUAUUUAGGGACUUAGCUUUAAUGGAUCAGAAACAUUUAGAGACGGUUCGUAAGCUUUUAAUAAAAGCUUAAAUCCUUACGCAAGAGACGAUAAAGAUUCAUCGGUUCAAAAUGGUGAUUAAGAUUAAUGCUCAGAUAUGAGUCCAAUAGAUAAUAUGACUGAUAGGCUAGGGCUAAUUGUUGAUAUUCAUUCUUAAAAAAUUAAUGAAUAAAGAUUAUAAGCAAAUAAGGAAAAAAAAAGACAAUCAACUAAUUAUGUUGUAAAGUAAAAUGAAUAAUAAGCAUCUAAUAGAGUUAAAUAAAUUAACAAGCAAAAGAAAAAAAUCAAGUCAAUCUUUCAUAAAAUAAAGCUGUCAAUGAAUAUCAAAUUUUUUGUUUAGAAAUUGCUUCUAUUAAUUUAUAAAAAGCAGUAUAUAAUUUUUUAAAAUAACCCCUAAUACCAGUAAAUAAUCAUAGAUAAAUCCUCAUCAUAUUAUGACUCAAGCAGUCAAAAAUUUAAGUUUUCAGAAUCAGUAAAUUAAAACUAACAAGGUAUAUUUGCAAAUCAAUUUUAUCAAAAUGCUUCAUAUUAUGAUAUACUAAUUAGCAAGUUAAAGCUAAAGGAAAAGCUACUACUAAUAAUAGAUAAAUUCCCUGUUUUUUUACCUUUUUCUAUCAAUAGAAUGAUUUGGGAUACUUUAUAGCUGGUAAUGCUGUCCUUCUAUUUUAUUUUAAUACCUCUUUAGAUAGCAUUUAGCAAUUUUAUAGCAAACGUUGAAUAUACUCUAAUAGUAGCUAUCCUAUUUUUUAUUUUUAUAUGUUUGGACAUUUUAGUUAUUUGUAAUACAAGUUUAUUUCUAUAAGGCAAAUUAAUUGAAAACAGGUUACAGAUCUUCUAAAAUUAUAAAAAGAAAGGCUUUUAAAAAGAUAUCAUCACAAUCUUACCUUUAUUGUUUCUUAUUAUAAUAAGUCAAACAAGUUCCUACGAAUAAUAAAAACGAUUUUUUGAUUCCUUUUUAAUCCUUUUCUAUUGGAGAUUUUAAAAUUGCAGGAGCUUUCUCAAAAAAAUAGAAAUAAGAUUACACUUUUCUCCUGUAAUUAGCUAGGUUUUAAAAUUGGCUAAACUAUUAUUUUUGAAUCUUUACAUAAUUCAUUGUUUAGCUUGUAUCUGGAUUAUGAUCGCUGACAAAAAUAUAAACAUAUCAUGGAUGUCGAUACUUUCCAUUUCGGAUUCAGUAUGGUACAUCUAAUAUCUUUGUUCAUUUUAUUUUAAUACUGUAACAAUGGUCACUGUUGGCUAUGGUGAUCUCACUCCUUAAAAUCAUUAGGAAAGGUUUUUAAGUAUAAUAACUGUCCUUUCAGCUUGUGGGGUAUUUGCUUAUUCAAUCACAGAGGUUGGAAGUAUCUUUAAAGAAAUCCAAUUUUAUAAGAAAUAAAUAAAAUAAAAUAUUUUUAUUAUCAACAAUUACAUGAAGAAAAAAAAUAUUUCCCAUGAGCUUUAGUACUAAGUGAGAGAUUAUUUAGAGUACUUUUGGAACGAAAGCAAAUACUAAGACAUAGAAGCUGAAAAAAAAAUAAUAAAUUAAUUAUCCAAUAAUUUGAAAGAGAGCCUAAUGAUAGAAGCUAAUCGAGCAUUUAUACUUUAAUCUCCUAUUUUUAAUGACAACUUUACUCUCAAAACGAUUCUUAAAAUAAUACCUUUAAUAAAAGAAUAAAAAUAUAAUCCUGAAGAGGUUAUUUACUUUUAAGAUGAAACAGAAGAUACAUCUCUUUAUUUUAUUGAGAAAGGAUAAGUUGAAAUAUUUUAAGCCUCUUAGAACAUGUCUCAAUAAUCUUAGUCUUUUAUAGCACUAAAAACAGGAUCAUUUUUUGGAGAGAACGAAUUUUUUACUGGAUAGCCUAGAAAAUAAAGCUUUAGGAGUAUAGAAUUUACAACACUAUUAAAAAUUGAAAGAGAAAAAUUUUUAUAGAUUAUAAAAGAAGAUAAUGGCGAUUAUGAAAGGUACUGUUUAAUUCGCGACAGCAUUUUAAAUAAGUAUAAUAUAAAAAGCAUCACUCGUAAGUGUUAGCUUUGCGAAGGAGUUUCUAGCUAAAACCCUAACCACUUAGAAUAAAAUUGCCCAAUUGUUCAUUUUAUUCCUAACUUUAUUAAGAUACAAGCUAGGUUUUCUAACAAUUAAUCUUAAUCAAUUAGGCAGAACUUUAAAAGACAUCAAAGCUAAUAUGAAACUUUGAAGAAUUUAUUUCGCUCUAGCUAAGAUUAAAUUUGCUUUUAUUCUAAGAAUUUAAAGUAAAUUAACGACUAUGUCUAAAAUUAUUGCCAAAGGUUUAAUCUACUUCAAGAGUUAGAUUAAAAUUAAUAUGGAGAUUAAUUGUAAAUUUUUAAUAAUAUAAAAUAAAAUACCUUUGAAAAUACACAGACAUAUUUAAACACAAAUAUUUCGUAUUCUUCAGAGGAAUCAUCUGAUGAAAGUUAUUCCUCUGAAAUUAAGUCGAGCUAUAAAAAGUCUUCUCUAAGUUCCUCAAAUAAUUCUUUCACUAUGAGAGCAAAAUAAAAAAAGAGAACUCAGCUUCAUCCAGAAGUACAAAUAAUUAAAGAAGAAAUUCAGCAAGGAUAUGUAACUCAGAUUAAAAAUUAAGUACAGCCUUCUGCAUUUUCAAGACAUAUUUAAUAGAAAAAAUCAGAAAACUCUUCUGAAAACAGUGCUUCUAAAAGCGAAUCGUCUUCUUUAGAUUAACAAGAGUCCUCAUUAGAUAAAUCAUUAUCGAUUAAAGAUAUCAUCUCGUAAAAUGAAUUUUUUACUAUGAGAGAUAUCCUGUAGGAUCCUAAAAUACCCUCGAUUUAGCACCUCAGCCUUGAAGAGCAAAAUAAAAAUAAAAUAAAAAGAAGUUAAGUCAAUUAAAUUCAAAGCUUUUAGGCUAACUCUUUGAAGCUAGUUUAGUAAAAGAACUGCACUUCUUUACAAAAUACAAAUUUUUCAUAAUCAAGCAAUAAUCAAAAUCUUACUUUUAAAAAAUUAAGUUCAGAUAUUUCUUCUCAAGAUUUUUUAAAUGUAAAAGAGCUUUUAAAAAAUAGAAUGAAUUAAAAAUUUACGACAGACCAAGAAAUAUAACCAAAAAAAAUUGAAUAAGAUAUAAAAAAUGCUGAAUUAGCUAUUUAAGAAGAAUUUGAACUUGAAAACUCUUAAAGAAAAAGAAGUCAUUCUUUAAGUGCCCAAAAUAAUUUUGAGGACAUACUUUUUAAUGAUAUAAACUAAAAUUUAACUAAUGAGUAAGCCAAAUAGAUAUCUAAUUAAUAAAGGAUUAAGAUUAACUAAAAAAAUCACUUAAAUAUUCUUAGAAGAGGUAGUCAUCAAAUUUAAAAAUAAAAUUCAUAAAGGUAAAUAAGCCAAACUAAUUAUAAUUUCAAUGGAAAUAGCCAAUUAAAGAUAAUAUCGAACUCUAGCAACAAAAUUUAACCAAAUUUUGGAAACACAUAAAAGAAUAACUCACAAAAUAAUUUAUCUUCUUAAAAUUAGAGUUUACUCUAAGACAUCAAAAAAAUAAUAGAGACUUAAAUUGAUUAGGUUUCCCAAAAUAUAAAAAGCAUUAGAGAUUGCUUUGAAAAAAAAGAAAAUGAUGAACACAAUUCUCAAUAAUCGCUGAAAAUUGACAUUAAUAAUAUUGAAUUUACAAAUUUAGAAGACUUAGAUAGAAUGAAGCUUUAUGAAAUUUACUUUGUCCACAAUAAUUAUGAUAAAGUUAUUUUGCAUUAAAAUUAAAUUCAUAAGCUCUUAACUAAGUAAAAGGAUUAAAAUUAAGACGUUAAGUAAAAUAAUUCAAACUCAAUAAAAAUUACAAGCUAGUUUAGACAUAGUACUAUUUUUAAGUAGAGAAUCUAACAGUCAUAGAAUAUAAGAAAUAGCUAAUUGCUCUUUGCAAGUAACUUAAAUUACAGCAAUUUAAGUAAAUUGCAAAACUUAAGAAACGACUUUUCAAAAAAGACUAUUAUUUUGGAGAAAAACAAAAGCUUUGAGAAUUUUUCUGAUCAAUAAUUGAGUAAAAAUAAAUUAUAAAACAUGCUUGAAAUCAAACAAAAUAAAGUUAAUUCUCCAAGUAAUUAUCAAGAAACACUUACAAGCAAUUUAGGAAAAAAAGCUCAUGGUUAAAGUCAACUUGAAAAAGAGGAAAGUAAAAAUAGCACAAGUAAUAAAUAAAUUUCUUAAAAUGAGAGCACUUUUAGCGCAAAAGUAGAUUUAAUUAUCAGCGAAUCUCUUUGUCUGCAAAAUACAAUGAGUUAGCAAAAAUAAACAAAGUAAAUUUAACUAAAUAGGAGUUAAUUUUACUCACCUUAAGUGAGAGCAUAAAAAUUUUAUUAAAAGUCAGUCUAAUCAAUAGAGUACCUUGAAUGAAUUUCAACAUUCUAAUUAUGAUAAAGCCUCAUUAGAUUAACCUUGUUUCUUUAAUAUAACCAAAAAAAAGAAAAUAAAAAUUUUACAAAUUGAGAAUUAUUAUUGUAAAUAAAUUUUGUCUUGAAUUUACUGGCUCUGUUAUCAAAUUAUCUAAAUGUUUAUUAAUGAUUUUUCCUUAAAUUAUAAAUCAUAAUCAACUUUUGAAAUUACAUUAAAUCCUCAG